CCAACGAUUGGCAAUGCCUUGUUUUUGGCAAUGAGUAUAGAACUUAAGACUUUAAUUAGUUUGAAGUAUGUUCUGCAGUUUAUAUGCGUGCAGGCACAUUGUAACGAGCGCCUUUUAACCGAUUUCAGGUGGAUUUUGUGAGUAGUGCAUAUAUAGUUACGUGUUUCUGUGGUUCUACUGUUCCAGAAGAUGUUUUGGAGCUGAGCCGGAAGUAGAGCUGUUUCCAUCAUGGGGUCGUGUCCCACCAAGCAGACGACAAACCGACAGUUUGCGGCUGCGCUCAGAGAACGCUCCACCAUAAAGUCCGCUUUCAAUAGGGCUACCAAUAAUAAUGAUGAAGACAUGCUUAUACCACCUGGGCCAAAUACCAAAACGAAGGAUGAUAUUUUGCCAUCGACGGAAAUACUAGAGUUAAUCGAUGUGCAUGUCAGUGAGACUCCCGCUGAUGCGUGUGUUUCCGUUCCCUCGCUGACGGACCAUCUGACGAGCGAUUUCGAUGAGAGAGUGGAAAAGGUCAAGGCCAUUCAUCGAUGGAUCACAACUAAUAUAAGGUUUGAUGUUCAAGGUUUUCAAACGCGAGAGUUUGGGAAAUCCUCCGCAGAAGAUGUUCUGAGAAAGAAAUGUACUGGUUACCUUGGUUAUUGUAACUUAUUUGCAGCUAUGUGUAGAUCCAUUGGAAUACCAGUAAGAACUAUAGAGGGUUAUGGGAAAGAUGACACAAAUAUUGAGGAGGUGGCGUUCGAUUUGCAGUCUUCGGAAAUCAACCAUGCGUGGAAUGUGGUUCACAUUGGAGACGAGUGGCGUUUCGUGGACUGCACGUGGGAUGCAGGCUACAUAGACGACACCGGGAAGUUCCAAUGGUUAUGUAACGACUUCUAUUUCUUGACAAAUCCGGACUUUUUUGGUGUAAAGCAUUUCCCUUACAUGAACGACGAUUUGGAAACUAGUAAACAAUGGCAGCUGGUAGACGAAACGAUGGAUCUGGAAACAUUUUCCAGGAGAGCGAUUAUUCACGAAUAUGCCAUGGAGAACGGAAUUGGUCUAGUCACACACGGAGAGACCCUGAUAGAAGUCAUCGGCGAAACGACCAUUAUCAUUAGUGGACCGAGUAUUCCAAUCGAAGACGUUUCGUGUGAAAUGGAAGAAAUAUACCAGUUUGACAACGUAGUUCAAGAUCAGUACACGAUGGCGGAACGUAUGGGGCAUGACGGGGUCAAAAUAAAACUAAGGCUACCAACUAUCGCUACCUACAUUCUUCGAAUAUUUGCCAAAAUGUAUUCGAAGGAUAACGAAUUCGGAAAAGUGGCUACGUAUAUUGUGAAAUGUUUGCAAGUGUCCAAAGACAUGGAAUUGUUUCCUUCUCACGGUAUUUGGGGCCCAGAGCUCUAUUAUCAGGAUAUAGGUUUCGAGAAAGCAAUCGUAUACCAGUGGUGGUACGAGGCUGCAUGUGGGGAGAUAGACCUGUACGUGCCAGUGUGGGAGGCGAUGGAGAUAGUUCCCAGACUGCAGUCUUCAGAAGACGUAGACGAGGUGGCCAAUAGCGUCCUCAUCCAAACUGACUCAAGGUCUAUCGUUGCCAUAGCGCGCUUACCAAAAAGAGGAAAUUACAAACUAACUAUUUCGAAGAAAAUGCCCAAUGGGUCUGUCGUUCCAGCCAUUCAUUAUCUUAUCACGUGUAAACACGGUUACGUGCCUUUUAUGCCAUUCCCGAUCGCGUUUCCAGUGGUUCAACAGUUCAUGAUUACUCUCGUGGAGCCCAAGAAACGAUUCCUUCCUGCACGAAGUUACGUCAGAUUUCGCAUUAUUUCACCGCUGUUACACAGCCUUCGACUAGGGGAGCAGACAUUUUCCAAACGACUAGGAGACAAGUGGGAUUUCACUAUUGUGACCCCUGGUCCGGAUGAGGAUCUCUUAAUGUACGGGGGUACAUCUGACUUCCGGACGAGUAUUCUCUGCUUCCGGACUGUUCUAUUUGUACCGGAACCACAUGUUUGUGAGCGAUUAAUAAGGACAUCACAAUCACGGCGGAGCAUUAAUAAAAUCUAAGACGUAUAUUUGAUCUCGUUACAUGUACCUUUGUUAAUACAUUUACAGAAAAAUAUAUAAAUGAUGGGAUAAUCUGACUAAUUUGUACAUGUAUAAAAUGAAAGAUCAAGAACACUAAGCAUCAUCUGAAGUUUCAUUCUGUACUAAUUCAUUUAGCUUGAAUGAAAAAGGUUCUGCUUGAUCUGUUUGUCCUGUGUAGAUUUGUUUGUUAAUGAAUUGUAAAAAAAAAAAAACUAGUAAAUUUUAUAUAUAAUACCCGAUAUUGAAUUACAGCUAUGGCUUGAUUCUAUAAUGGUUAUCUUUAUGAACAAAUUUGUGAUUUCCGUGAUUAUAAAACAUUAAAAUGUGAAAAUGGGAACACGGUUCCCACAAAACUUAAUAAAGAAGAGGAAGAUUACAAAAGUG
Molecule: messenger RNA, 2451 nt
Organism: Magallana angulata
Lineage: Eukaryota; Metazoa; Mollusca; Bivalvia; Ostreida; Ostreidae
Product: kyphoscoliosis peptidase-like
Exons: 6
Coding region: 229-2046 (605 amino acids)
Source: RefSeq, a predicted model, not a curated record